UGAUACCCAUAUCGGCAAUUUUCUAAAUUUAUCAACCGUAGAUAGGAGACAGAUGGGCGCCUACCUGUGCAUCGCGUCGAACGAGGUCCCGCCGGCCGUCAGCAAGCGAGUCUAUCUCAACGUGAACUUCGCCCCGAACGUCACCACGGGCAAAACCCUGCUCGGCGUCUACGAGGACUCGAACAUCGAACUGGAGUGCGCGGUCGAGUCGUUUCCCCGAUCGGUCAACUAUUGGACCAAGGUUUCCAGCGGCGGCGGCGGCGGUAGUGCUGGCAGCAAAAGUGGUUCCGAUCACCGGCAGGAAAUCAUGCUGACCAACGAGCACAUGGAAAUCCGUGAACAGUACACCAACCUGUACUCGGGCCGGGCCACUCUCCGGAUCCAACGCUUCAGCACCGCCGACGCCGGCAGUUACAUGUGCAUAUCAUCGAACGCCUUCGGCAAGGCAAACAAAACCAUUAGAGUUUAUG
Messenger RNA from Armigeres subalbatus, 470 nucleotides. RefSeq names its product lachesin-like. NCBI's taxonomy places the organism in Eukaryota, Metazoa, Arthropoda, Insecta, Diptera, Culicidae. The annotation marks the transcript as partial. The transcript has 2 exons. The record is from RefSeq and is a predicted model, not a curated record. Gene Ontology annotation, cellular component: neuron projection.